Molecule: messenger RNA, 1333 nt
Organism: Liolophura sinensis
Lineage: Eukaryota; Metazoa; Mollusca; Polyplacophora; Chitonida; Chitonidae
Product: CBY1-interacting BAR domain-containing protein 1-A-like
Exons: 9
Coding region: 74-982 (302 amino acids)
Biological process (GO): cilium assembly
Cellular component (GO): ciliary transition zone; ciliary basal body
Source: RefSeq, a predicted model, not a curated record
UUUGCCCGCACAAAUAGCUUUCGUUCAAGUUCAGCAUCAUUUUAUCCGAUUUAGAUCGACUAAUAGGUGGGAGAUGAAUCGAAGUAGUACGACGGUUAAUGGAAGUGAAAGGCAGGCCAAGUUUGUCCAGGAUAGGAUUAAUCAAGUGGAGAAGUACUUUGGUUUCCUGUGUCAAACAUUUGGGUCAAUCACAAGGAAGAAUGCUCGAUUAAGAGAUAAAUCUGAUAUCCUGACCACACAUGUCUUGAGCUACGCUGACAAUGAGAGCAUAAAUCACUCCACUCGCAAAUGUUUGGUAGAAUUUGCUGGCAAUUAUGGCACAGUACAGGAUUACAGACAAGCUCAGGUGGAAAGACUGGAAGCAAAAGUCGUCAAGCCACUGAGUAAUUAUGGGAACGUAUUCAAGAAACUUAAGGCGGAUUUAAAAAGAGCUAUUGCUUCAAGAAAGAAGGAAAUGAAGCAGCAGAAGAGUCUACAGACAGCCAAGGAAAAGAACACCGGAAACCCCAACCUAAUUGCUGAAAAUGCUUUACAGCAUGCCAGUGAAGAUGCCAGCAGGUCAAGUAAAGAACUGGAAGAUAGCAUGAACAGAUUUGAGAAGAACAAGAUCACUGAUUUGAAAAAAGUUCUGAGUGAUUAUGUUAAAAUAGAGAUGUCCUUCCACAGUAAGGCAUUGGAGUAUCUCACCAAGUGUUCCCAGAAUCUAGAAGCUAUAGAUGAGGAUGAAGAUUUAACGGAGUUCAAGAACUCAUUGCGUGAAUUCCGUGGCGUUCCUUCCAUCUUGCCCCGCCAGGGCGAGAUGUCAAAUCAGCCGGGCGUGUCCAGCAAUGUUAACCAACGCCCAGGGAAUACCCUUACCAGCACAGCCAGGGAACAGACCCUUACCUCCAGUGGGAUGUACAGCACAGAUGGCAUUGAUGAUGACGAUGAUGAUGAUGACUUGUCAGAUGAUGAUGAUGAUGGCUAUGAAUACAGGCGAUGAUCCACAAUGACAUUCAAGUCCUUCAUUAUACUCAGUCAUCAUCAGCUUCAUGUACCAUGAGUUUAUAUUCAGCAAUGGUGUCCUCUGUUAAUGAUCAAUGAUGAGAGUUUAUAAAAGAACUUCAUAGAUUUUGGCAUAUAGACUUUUUUUAGAUGAUUAUUUAAUUUAACAUAUAUAACAUUCAGUAACUGUGAUGUAGAAUAUUUUGUGGAUAAUAAUUUCCAUCAUAUGCCAUUUUGCAUGUGAAACUUACCUAUUAGUUUGUUCCAAGAUGCUAAUGUCUGCAAAAUGUUAAAAUGAAAUUGAAUUUAAAAUUCAGUUAGCUUUGUUUGUACUGACACUACCAAUAUU